This is a messenger RNA of Bursaphelenchus okinawaensis, 1970 nucleotides long. Lineage: Eukaryota; Metazoa; Nematoda; Chromadorea; Rhabditida; Aphelenchoididae. The record is from the annotation of a GenBank genome assembly.
AUGCACAACCUCAUCCCUUCCUCACAGUCCAGUCAAAAUCAAAGUCCCUUGAAGCGCGCUCGUCCACCUUUGGGCAAUAUCAAACCAACUCAAUCUCAGAAGAAUGUAAUUAGAGGAACACAAGAUUCCGGAUAUUUCGAUGAAUCUAUUGCUAACUACAGCAUCUUCUCAACGCCAGAAAACAGUCAGAAAUACCUUUCCCCAAGCAAAGUCAAUGUUAUCAAGAGGAAUCGCAAGGAAACAGUAAGUUCUUUGAUGAAAAGUGACAUUAUCCUUUCUAAAUUUAGGUUAUUCCUCAUAAUAAUAUAAAAGCGACCUCAAAAUGUCCAAUUCAUCUUAUUCACCUUUCAAAGACAUUAUCUUAGGUUUUAAAAAACAUUAUUCUACCUUCUUAACCUCAUUUCCUUUAGCCUAGUCCACAAAAACAGCUUAGACUGCCUCAUAUCUUGAUUGGAAUGCGAGAAUUUGGUUCACCGACAAAACUGUGGGACGGAUUAUGUCAAUCGGCUGAUGAGAAGAUCAAUAAGAACUAUGCUCGAUUUUCUCGUGUUGUUCUUCACAGCGAGACGCAUAGUUUUGUCAGGAUUAUCAUGUACGAAAAUCUACUUCAGGUACGUUAUUUCUUAUUGUUUUUGUAUGUUUAGGUAUUAGUUGGUCGCUAAAACACCUUAUUUUAGAUCUGUGCCUCACUAAACCUCCACAGAGAAACCUUCCAUCUGGCUAUGGACCUUUGUGAUCGAUACCUAACAAGAACUGAAGAUGAUGAAGGUCUUCAAGACCAAUGUGUUAGUAUAGGCAUGGCGGCCAUCUUUGUAGCUGGAAAAAUGGAAGAGCAUCGUACACCUAGCACUAUGCAGCUGAUUGAUGCGGCUUAUCAAUGUGGUAGUGAUUGGGCAGAAUGUAAAAAAGAUCAUAUUAUUCUUGGAGAGGAAGAACUCCUAGAGAAGACUGGAUAUUAUUGUACACAGAUGACUGGCGUGCAAUGGCUAGUGUUCUUCUUGCAGUUGAUUGCUGCUCAAGGUAUGUUAUACUUGAUAUUUUUUAUGAGUUUAGAUAUCGAGAACAUAAUGUGUCUUAGAAUACAAAAUAUAAUUCCAGAUGAAUUCCACGCGCCAAGACCAAAAAAAGCGCGCAUAUCGGAGCCUUCUACUUCCGAUCUUCAUGAUUCGGACUGUGUGGAUUGGAUGUCGGAUACAUCUCAAAAUUCUUUGGCUUCCGCGUCGACUGACCAACAUUUCUCAAUGGCCGAAGGAAAACUCAGGGAAUUUGCUUGUCCAAAGUAUUUUAGGGAAGAGUUCAUUCAUUUGGCUUCGGUAAGUAGUGUUUUAGAUAGUGUUCUUUUCAAUCCUAACAUCAAUUUACGAUUGGAAAACCUUAAUACUGUUUUCUUUACAUAAGUAUAUUUAUGUUCUAAUCUUAUUUUUAUACUUUUUAGGUAUUAGACAUUGCCAUGGUCGACAAAGAGUAUCUUACCCACAGUUAUCGACAUUUGGCGGCAGCUGUCAUCUACUUGGCUAUCGAAGAAGACAUUGCUGAACAAGUUACAGGUAAGAACUAUUAUAGUGAAACCUCAGAAAUAUUUUAAAAAUGUUUAAAAAAAUAUUUUUACAGGUAUCACCAAGAAAGAAAUCCACUCAACCCUAUACUUUAUGGAGCCCUACUACCGUGCCAUGAUUCCAGAAUUCAGUAACAGCUCAAUUCUAGCCCAAUGUAAUCAAACUCGAUGUCCUAUGAGGAAAGUUUUGGAAUAUGAUGGAGCAUCGCCGUCAAGCAGAAUUAACUUUGAUCAACACAACAUCCAGCCAAUGUAUGAGAAUGCGGCAGAUCUUAUUGUAAAAGCAAUGCAAUACCGAAAAGAGAUGGACAAACUGGAGGAAGCCAAAGAGAAUAAGAAGAAGAGCAUCAAGAGGAAUCUGUUCGGAACAUCUUCUAGUCCACGGAAGAUUCUGAGCCCCAAAAAGCAUCAUUAA